UAUGACUCAUUAAUAGAUCAAGAGACCGCUUCCUGAGAUCUGGCAGCCAAAGCUCACGAUAUCAAAUCUUCACUGCUUGUCCCACAGCCUUCAAACAAACCAGCCCUCCGGAAGAUCGCAAUGGAUCCCUUUCCAUUGGAGCCGUACCGCUCCGCACGUCUCCUCUAUCGCGCACCAGAGGAUAACCCAACAGACGAGGCAUUUUUCAACGCUCUCUACGCUGACCCCGUGGUCGGGUCUAUGGCCUCCACCGCCCUCAUACGCCCGCUCAGCAACAAGGAGCGAAACGAGUUGCGAACAAAUCUCGAAGCUAUUGCGUUCAUGUCCGUCAUGAUAUGUAUCAUCCCAGAUGUGGGCUCCGAUAGGGUUCCGGAGACAAUUGGUGUGAUCUCAUUGAGAAAGCAAGCUCCUGGUUUCACACAUAAUCGAACACACGAAUUGGCGAUCACUAUUGCGCGCCCGUACCAGGGGAGGGGAUAUGGGCCUGAGGCGAUAUCGUGGAUGCUGGACUGGUCCUUUUGGACUGCGGGGCUGCACCGCGUUGAGUUGACGGUCUCUGAGUGGAACGAGAGGGCGCAAAAGGUGUACCAAAAGCUUGGAUUUGUAAUGGAGGGACGGAAGAGGGAGUGUUUAUGGAAGGGUGGGAGAUGGUGGGAUUCUAUACAGAUGGGAAUUUUGGCGCAUGAGUGGGAUGCAAAGAGGAAGGAUGCUGAUAAUGCGGAUCGUUGACCGCGAUAAAUGGGAGAAUUGGGUAGUGAGAUACUAUUCUCUCAGACGAGGUUUUGCACAAUUUACGGUUCUCGCAUAGAACGGUAGUAUACAGAAAACAUGAAGCU
Molecule: messenger RNA, 836 nt
Organism: Penicillium brasilianum
Lineage: Eukaryota; Fungi; Ascomycota; Eurotiomycetes; Eurotiales; Aspergillaceae
Source: the annotation of a GenBank genome assembly